Nerophis lumbriciformis (worm pipefish) is the source of this 1110-nucleotide messenger RNA. It is a transcript of the gene c1qtnf6b, whose product is annotated as C1q and TNF related 6b. Lineage: Eukaryota; Metazoa; Chordata; Actinopteri; Syngnathiformes; Syngnathidae. Gene Ontology annotation, molecular function: protein binding. The record is from RefSeq and is a predicted model, not a curated record.
GGCAGGCUGUGUGUUUCCCACAGUUCCUCAUCUCAGAGGAACGCCAGCACUCGUCUCCUUCUCCCCGUGAAGCUCCCAGCAGCAGCUCCGAUGGCGGCGUGUUUGAGGCUUCUUCUGCUGCUGCCGCUGGCGUGCUGCCUCCCCUCCCCCUCCCGGCCUCCAAUGCGCUACUGCCGCCGCUGCUGCGACCACACGGAGCCUCAGGCCGGCCCCGCACACUACCGCGUGCCCGAGGUCCGCACCGUGGUCAACAUGACCAUCCUCAAAGGUGAUAAAGGCGACAGAGGGGAUAAAGGCACGCCUGGUAAGCCAGGUCUGGAAGGACCCCCCGGCCAAUUCGGACCGGUAGGCUUCAAAGGCAGCAAAGGCCAAGCGGGCGCCCCCGGGGACCCCUGCAAGACCCCCCACUCGUCCUUCUCGGUGGGGCGCCGCAAGUCCCUGCACAGCGUGGACUACUACCAGGCGCUGGUGUUCGACACGGUGUUCGUGAACCCGCACGAGCACUUCAACAUGUUCAAGGGCAAGUUCUACUGCUACGUGCCCGGCGUCUACUUCUUCAACGUCAACGUCCACACCUGGAACUUCAAGGAGACCUACCUGCACCUCAUGCACAACGAGCAGGAGCAGGUGAUUCUCUACGCGCAGCCCAGCGAGCGCUCCAUCAUGCAGAGCCAGAGUGUCAUGCUGGAGCUGGCGCUGGACGACGAGGUGUGGCUCCGCCUCUACAAGCGCGAGCGGGAGAACGCCGUCUACAGCGACGACGUGGACGUUUACAUCACCUUCAACGGGUACCUGGUGGCGCCCGGUCUCCAGUGACCACGGGUCCGUAGGGGACUUUUAGAAAUGCAUGGUGCUCUGUUGGUAUUCUACCAAGACUGGAACACAUCCUCACCAGGACUAGUCCUCCCAGCAUGCAAACCACCACACCUCCAUUUUAAAGAUGGUGCUUAAACCCGAUCCAAUUCAGGUCAAUAUAUACUCGGGUGUCCAGAGUUCUACCGGUAGCUCCUUGACUAUGGUCUAAGAAUAUAAAAUGUCUUAUCCUGCACUAUUUAAAAUGAUAUCGCAUCCCAAUGGGGCACUUUAAAUAAAAUACUCCAAAAAUCUCAA